ACACCUUACGACGCAGCAAUUGUGUACCCACUACCAAAUCUAAGCAAAAUGGCAUUCAAGUUCGUAGCAAUCCUCGCUUUUGCCGCGGUGGCCAGCGCUGGCGUUCUGCCCGUGCAUGAGGUCUACCAACACGCACCCGUUGCCACCGCCGUCGUGAAGGCGCCAGUGGCUUAUGCCGCGCCAGCUCCAGCUUAUGCUCAUGUCGCUCACGCUCCAGUUGCUGUACACGCUCAUGCUCAACCGGUUCUUGCCAAGCACGAUGACGAAUACGACCCACAUCCACAAUACAAAUACGGCUAUGAUGUGCAGGACGCACUCUCUGGCGAUUCCAAGAGUCAAACGGAGGAGCGCGAUGGUGAUGUCGUCCGCGGCGAAUACUCCUUGGUCGAUGCUGAUGGUUUCAAGCGCGUUGUUCAAUAUACCGCCGAUCCCGUUAACGGUUUCAACGCUGUUGUCAACCGCGUGCCUUUGGAACAUGUAAAAACUGUGGUGAAAGCUGCUCCCGUAGCCUACGCCGCCCCAGCUCCCGCUUACGUUAAGGAGUACGCCGCUCCAAUUGCGUAUCAUCACUAGAGUAAUUUAGGGAACGCAAUUUUGUUGUUCUUAUCACUGGAAAAAAUUGUUAAGUAGUUUUAGGAAAAAAAAAAAUUCAAUAAAAGCCAUUGAGCUUUUAAAGCUUCAUCUAUAA
Messenger RNA from Bactrocera latifrons, 688 nucleotides. RefSeq names its product larval cuticle protein A2B-like. The record is from RefSeq and is a predicted model, not a curated record. The coding region runs from base 49 to 573 and encodes 174 amino acids. The transcript has 2 exons. Gene Ontology annotation, cellular component: extracellular matrix. NCBI's taxonomy places the organism in Eukaryota, Metazoa, Arthropoda, Insecta, Diptera, Tephritidae.